Lolium rigidum is the source of this 2223-nucleotide messenger RNA. RefSeq names its product glucosamine inositolphosphorylceramide transferase 1. The record is from RefSeq and is a predicted model, not a curated record. Gene Ontology annotation, molecular function: glycosyltransferase activity. The coding region runs from base 275 to 2074 and encodes 599 amino acids. The transcript is spliced from 4 exons. Gene Ontology annotation, cellular component: membrane. NCBI's taxonomy places the organism in Eukaryota, Viridiplantae, Streptophyta, Magnoliopsida, Poales, Poaceae.
CCUCCCCGACCCGCAGGCCCGCGGGUGCCUCCCCGACGGCGAGGGCUCCUGGGCCGUCGGGGUGUACUACGGGAAGACCCCCUUCGACCUCCGCCCCAUCGAGCUGGAAGGGAGGAGCAGCGCCAACGGCUCCGCGUGGCCGGUCGCCAACCCCGUGCUAACCUGCGCGUCCGCGACCGACGCCGGCUACCCCAGCAACUUCGUCGCCGACCCCUUCCUCUACGUGCAGGGGGAUACGCUAUUUCUCUUCUUUGAAACAAAAACAACAGCCACAAUGCAGGGCGAUAUUGGCGUUGCAAGAAGCUCCGAUCAAGGUGCAACAUGGGAAUUUCUUGGUAUUGCUCUAGAUGAGGCGUGGCACCUGUCCUACCCUUAUGUGUUCAAAUAUGAGAAUGAGAUCUAUAUGAUGCCAGAGGGGAACAAAAAGAAGGAGCUUCGACUUUAUCGUGCUACUAAAUUUCCUCUUGAAUGGACAUUGGAGAAGAUUCUCAUCAACAAACCGCUUGUUGAUGCUGCAUUAGUCCAAUACGAGGGGAGCUGGUGGCUUUUCGCCUCGGAUUUUACACGGCAUGGAACUGAGAAGAAUGCAGAGCUUGAGAUUUGGUACAGUACAUCUCCUCUUGGUCCUUGGACUGAGCACAAGCAGAACCCUAUUUACAAAGCUGACAAAAGUGUGGGAGCUCGAAAUGGUGGAAGGCUCUUCAUCUUCGAAGGGGCAUUGUAUCGUCCAGGUCAGGAUUGCAGCGGAACAUAUGGACGGAAGGUUAAGUUGUUCAAAGUUGAAAAGCUAACCAAGGAAGAAUACAAAGAGGUGCCAGUAAACCUUGGGAUUGAAGAGCCAAAGAAAGGGAGAAAUGCUUGGAAUGGUAUGAGGUACCAUCACUUGGACGUGCAGCAGCUCGACUCCGGUGGAUGGAUAGCUGUAAUGGAUGGUGAUCGUGUUCCUUCAGGUGAUUCGACUCGACGGUCUAUCUCUGGUUACAUGGGACUUUUCUUGGCAAUUCUUCUGGUCAUUUUUGUGGGUUUUGUGAAAGGUGCAGUCAACUGCUACAUUCCUCCAAGUUUCUGGGCUUCCCCGGCUAGGAGAAAUGAAUUAUCACGUAUCUUGCCUGUGCACCGCCUCAACCUGAAAGUCCGCAGAUUUUCUACCAGUUGUGGCAGAUAUGUCUCUUCUACCAAAGCAAGGCUCAACGAGAAAACAUGGUCCAACACGCUGUUCUUCUCCGUGAUUGCUCUGGUAGGGACUGUGAAUGUCUGCAUUGCUGUGCAUUUCUUGUGUAGUGGUAAUGGUGCUGAACAGGCAUAUACACAUCAAGGGCAACACUCCCAGUUCACCAUGGUCACGAUGACAUAUGAAGCUCGGCUCUGGAACUUGAAACUAUUUGUGGAACAUUAUUCCAGAUGCGAGUCAGUCAGGGAGAUCGUUGUUGUCUGGAACAAAGGCAACCAUCCAACCAGUGAUGCUUUUGAUUCCACGGUGCCUGUCAGGAUACGAGUGGAAGAGAUCAACUCUCUCAACAACAGGUUCAGAGUCGACCCUCUGAUAAAGACCCGGGCAGUCCUGGAGCUGGACGACGAUAUCAUGAUGACGUGCAGCGACAUAGAGAAAGGAUUCAAGGUCUGGAGGGAACACCCCGAGCGGAUGGUCGGGUUCUACCCGCGGAUGAUUGACGGCGACCCUCCGCAGUACAGGAACGAGCGGUACGCUAGGGGCAAGAAGGGCUACAACCUGAUCCUCACGGGCGCCGCCUUCAUGGACAGCGCGUUCGCCUUCAAGAGGUACUGGAGCGAGGAGGCCAGGGAAGGGAGAGAGUACGUGCACAAGAACUUCAACUGCGAGGAUCUGCUCAUGAACUUCAUGUACGCAAACGCGAGCUCCGGAGGCAGGACCGUGGAGUACGUCCACCCGGCGUGGGCCAUCGACACCUCCAAGUUCUCCUCCGUCGCCAUCAGCCGCGACACCCAGAAGCACUACGACGUCAGGACCAGCUGCCUCGCCAAGUUCACAUCCUUAUACGGCCCUCUACCUCAGAAAUGGGAGUUUGGUAAGCGAGAAGAUGGCUGGGACAAGUAGUCUGGACAAGGGCGGGGAAAAUAGUGCACAGGCAGCCAACACUUGCAUAUUUUGGAUUUUUUUUUUGUUGCCCCUCCCUCCCAUGGGAAGUUUUGUAGCAUGGGAAGAAAUGUUAUUAUAACCUUUCUGGUUAGUAGUUUCUUGUUUGU